Messenger RNA from Closterium sp. Yama58-4, 681 nucleotides. Lineage: Eukaryota; Viridiplantae; Streptophyta; Zygnematophyceae; Desmidiales; Closteriaceae. The record is from the annotation of a GenBank genome assembly.
AUGGCGGCUCCUGCUGUUUCUCUGGUCGCCCUCUCGUCCACGCAAGCAACUUUCGUGAUUCGCGUCGCCGCGUGCCAAUCGCGAGCCACAAGCAGCCAGCAACAUUUUCCAUCUCCUCACCACGCAUCUUCUUUCACACACUCGACGACGUUCUCUGGUCGUUCGUGCACGUGUGUUUCUCGCUCCCUGCGAUCGCAGCGACUAGCAGGCUCGCCGUACGGACGCAGAGUAGCCGCGGCGAAAGCAGGUACUUUUAUUAUCGCGUCUGCUUCUGUCGGGGACGUGAACGAGGCGAUUAAAGACGCGGCUAAGGAGGGUGACGUGGCUGCGGUGAAGCAGCUUCUGGCAGGCGGAGGUGUCGACAUUAAUCUUCCUAGCCCCGAACGAUCCGGCUGGACAGCGUUGCACCUGGCAGCUUUCUACGAGCAUCCCGAGGUCGUCCAGGUGCUUCUGGCUGCCGGAGCUGACACUGAGGCUCGGAAUAACACCGGAAAUACUCCGCUGCAGUUUGCAUGCCUGAAGGGCAACUUGGAUGUUGCUCGCAUGCUAUUGGACGCUGGGGCUGACCUGUACGCCACCAGCGAUGACAAGGGGAAUGCCCUCGAGUAUGCUCAAGAGUGGGGAACUGAAGAAAUGGUGGACUUCCUCCUGGUUCGUGCUGCAACAGAAAGCAAUAAAUAA